AUGUGUAACACUGUACGCCACUUUAAAUCGCCACUUAAACUACCUUCGCAAGUAAUUCUGUUGCGCAUCAGCAACAUUUACAGCUUGGUGGAACUAUCCAGCUGCAAGCACCAUUUGGUGAAGGUUCCCGACUACGACCACGAGAAAGAAUUAGCCAUGUUCCUGGUUGAGGAAGUUCUGUCACGUCUUCUCGCCAACAUCCAACAUGUAACUAAUGGUGUUGGGCGAAAUAUCACUACCACGGGAGCAUCAUUACAACGUUCAAUUACACUCUUGGAUAAUCUUAACCAAAACGAAUUGCAAGUUAACACUGUAGAUGUAAACGCCCCUCUAAUUCCUGAAUUCCGCCGAGAAACAGCUUUUGUAGCUGUUGGCAUGACUGUGGCUCAAGAGGAAGCAUUUAUAGAACAAGAUUAUGAUAGCGAUAAAACCGUUCUCACAAGUUUCUAUAAUGUUUUGGAUUUUGUUACUGUGCUGUUCUUUUAA
This is a messenger RNA of Ambispora gerdemannii, 486 nucleotides long. The record is from the annotation of a GenBank genome assembly. NCBI's taxonomy places the organism in Eukaryota, Fungi, Glomeromycota, Glomeromycetes, Archaeosporales, Ambisporaceae.